UAGAUCAACAGAAACACAAAAUGGAAUUCAGAUCUGUGAUGCGGUUUUUAGGACUCCUGUAUUUCGCAGUCACAGGAGCUGCUUCUGCUGGCUGUGAUGUGAAUAUCGACCCCUCUAGAGUCGUGGUGAGAUUUGGAGACCCAGUGACUGUCAACUGCUCCACAACACGAGAAGAUGUAAUGGGGGCUGGCUGGGAGUCUUCUAUUAACCCUGUGAAUGAACCAAAUAGUACAGCAGUAGUCUGGAAUGUCAGCAGCCUCACUGUUUGGGAUGUAGAGCCAAAAUGCUUAAUAAACUACAGGAAUGAAACCCGUCAGUGUGCAGGAAAACUGGAUUUGGUCAUUUACAAGUACCCAGAAAGCGUCUCCCUCAUCGCUCCUGAGUUUAUGAAGAUCGGUGUAGAAUCUAAUAUAACGUGCCAGGUCCUAGAUGUGGCUCCUGCCAGAUAUCUCAGUGUGAAGCUGUAUAAGGGAGAUGAAGAGCUUGGGAAUAGAAGCUUUACUCAUGACUCCACACGGUUUCCUGUGAAUGCAAGUGUCCCCUUUCCAGUAACACCGACCAGAGCAGACAAUGGAUCCGAGUACACUUGUGUAGCAGAGCUUCAAUUGGGACCAGGAGAACCAAUACAAAAUUCAUCUCUCCCUUUCAGAAUGCUUCCAAUUGGAGCUGCUGCUGCUGGCUGUGAUGUGAAUAUCGACCCCUCUAGAGUCGUGGUGAGAUUUGGAGACCCAGUGACUGUCAACUGCUCCACAACACGAGAAGAUGUAUUGGGGGCUGGCUGGGAGGCUUCUGUUAACCAUGUGAAUGAACCGAAUAGUGCAACAGCAGUUUGGAAUGUCAGCAGCCUCACUGUUUGGGAUGCAGAGCCAAAAUGUUUUAUAAACUGCAGGAGUGAACCCCGUCAGUGUGUGGAAAAACUGGAUUUGGUCAUUUACAAGUUUCCAGAAAGCGUCUCCCUCAUCGCUCCUGAGUUUAUGAAGAUCGGUGUAGAAUCUAAUAUAACGUGCCAGGUCCUAGAUGUGGCUCCUGCCAGAUAUCUCAGUGUGAAGCUGUAUAAGGGAGAUGAAGAGCUUGGGAAUAGAAGCUUUACUCAUGACUCCACACGGUUUCCGGUGAAUGCAAGCGUCCCCUUUCCAGUAACACCGACCAGAGCAGACAAUGGAUCCGAGUACACUUGUGUGGCAGAGCUUCAAUUGGGACCAGGAGAACCAAUACAAAAUUCAUCUCUCCCGUUCAGAAUGCUUCCAAUUGAUUUUGAAGAGCAACCAAUCCUUACUGUAUCAGAAAAUGUAGAAGUCAACCAGACAUCUACAGUGAGAUGCGAGCUUAAAAAUGCCUUCCCAGCUGAAGAAGUCCAAGCAAAGCUGCUGAUAAAUAAUAAAAUUCACACAGAGCGCUCCAACAUGGACAAUGUGUAUGUUGAAGAAAGUUUUACUCUGGAUUCUGCUGAACCUGCAAUGAUUGAAUGUCAUGUGUCUCUCAGAUCUUUGUCUAAAAGCACAAAUAAAACUAUUCAAGGCUACGUGCUACCAGAGCCCACCGUUCACACUGAGGCUGUACUAGUAAAUCAUACAGGGAUUGUUACAUGCAGUGUGAAUGGCUCAGUCCCAGAAACUGCAACCCAAAGGCUGCUCCUCAACGGUUUUCCUGUAAAUGAAUCUCACAAUAGUGCACCCGCACAGUACGUGUUUAAAGCUGAGAAAGAGCUCAACGGAAAAGUGAUUACUUGUGAGACUGAGCUGAAUUUAGCUGCUGCAUCUGUUAAGAAAAACCAAAGUGCCACCUUGAGUGUUUUGUAUCCUCCCACGAUAAAAACACGUUUCCCUGCCAGUAAAGAUUUGAAAGAAGGAGAAAAACUCAGCAGCCACUUUGACUGUGAAGCUGAGGGAAAUCCUCCCCCGAAAACUGUGUGGUUAAAGGAUAGCAAAGAGUUUGAUUCAUCCAAAAUACUGAUGAGAGGAGAUGGAGGAGUCUACCAGCUUAAAACUGUGAACAAAUUGGGAUCUGCAACUGCGACUGUGACAGUCACUGUGGGGUAUGAGCCCAGUGUAAUAAACCCUGCAGAAGAAAGUGUGCCUGUUGUGAAAGGGGACAGCGUUGUUUUUAACUGCACUGCUGAAGCUAUCCCAUCCCCUACAUACACGUGGAAACACCCUGAAGCUGAUAAUGUGAACACCACGACGAGGGAUAAUGUGUCCACUUUGACUAUCACAGGAGUCUCCUCUAGCAAUGAGGGUGUUUAUGAAUGCCAUGCUUGGAACAUACAUGGAAAUUCCACAAGGAAAGUUACAGUUAUAGUCAUAGAUUACCUCCUUCCAUUAAUAGCAGGAGUUGCAGCACUAUUUGUUCUUCUUAUUCUAAUAUUAAUAAUUGUCCUGUACCGUAUGUACUACAAACGCCAUAAAACAGGAGAGUACAGCCUCAAAGCAGGGAAACCUUCAAGUGCAAAUGGCAGCAUGGCACAUAAUGGAAAGGGGGCUGAAGAAAUACCCUUAACACCAAUAUGAACCCACCGAAAAGGACGUUUGUCAUCCACCUGCCUACCGUUCUCCCAAACUCUCACAAACCCAGCCAAGCACAGUAUGUAUAAUUAAAGAAUUAACUGCCUACAUCAAACUUCCAAACAUGCUUGACUUUAUGAAGGAGCCGCAUUGCUGUCAGUGAUCCCUGGACCUCUGGCUUGCAAGUGCAGUGCUAAGGUCAUGCUCUGGGGCGAUGCUCUACUACAGUGAAAGACAGAAGGCAUGUGGAGCUUGUGUUUGCUUCUUCAUGAAGACAGGCACAUGUCCUCAUGUUUGCUCGCUCAGAGGGAUUUAUUUACCUUGCAGAGCGACAGGUUUGAACCCAAGCAUAAAAACAAAGCCUUGUCUGGAAAAGAGCCCUUGUAUUUAUACUCGCUUCUGCUCAUGUGCAGUAUCAGCAUUGGCAAGGACCCAAUAGAAUUCCAGAGCAGGCUCCUCUUUGUGAUGUCAUCAACGGUUUCUUAAACAAUCCUUUUACAGAAUCACGAAAUAGCGAGGGAACACUGCUACGAAUUCCUGCUCUUAACUGCAUGUGUUUUUAUUGGGAUCUAAAUAAUGCUACUGUGAUAUUUUUUCCCACUGCCUGCCGUAAUCUCUUAUAACGGAUACAGUCUGCCUGCCUGUCUUUUCAGGUCUGUCUGUUUUUAUAUGUCUCUCUCCCCAAUAGUAUGGAGCUGGUUUGCAUUUGCAACACAGUUAUUAUACACUUUUGCCAUUGGGUUUUUUUUUUCUUGUGCUGUUGUUUGUAAUCACUUAUAAUGGAUACCCAGGAGAUCCCCGGUUCAUAACCACUGACUCACUGUGUGUGAGACCCUGAGCGAGUCACUGAACCUCCUUG
Messenger RNA from Polyodon spathula (Mississippi paddlefish), 3360 nucleotides. Its product is annotated as intercellular adhesion molecule 3-like. Lineage: Eukaryota; Metazoa; Chordata; Actinopteri; Acipenseriformes; Polyodontidae. Gene Ontology annotation, biological process: cell-cell adhesion. Gene Ontology annotation, molecular function: integrin binding. The transcript has 10 exons. The coding region runs from base 21 to 2507 and encodes 828 amino acids. Gene Ontology annotation, cellular component: membrane. The record is from RefSeq and is a predicted model, not a curated record.